Phytophthora sojae is the source of this 714-nucleotide messenger RNA. RefSeq lists its product as hypothetical. The transcript is spliced from 2 exons. NCBI's taxonomy places the organism in Eukaryota, Oomycota, Peronosporomycetes, Peronosporales, Peronosporaceae. The annotation marks the transcript as partial. The record is from RefSeq and is a predicted model, not a curated record.
AUGCUGAACGACACCGGCGCUACCCUAAGUCUCGUUGACCGUUGCGUGCUGAAGCGACUGGGGCGGUCCUCUGAGCCUCUGUACCCUUACGAAGGGCUGGUCAGGAGCUCGUCGGGACACAAGCUUCGGAUCCGUGGCUGGAUCAGCUUGUCGUUCCGGCUUGGGUCGGUGGAGAUUUCGCUGAGCGUUUUGGGCGCGUUCGGCGCCGUGAUUGACGUGGCGGAGCGCUCCCUGACACUGAAGAGCUCCGGCGAGGUGCUGCCUCUGGGCUUUACGAUGGUAGAAGAGUCCUACAUGGCGACGAUGGCGACGUCGGUGCGGCUCCCUCCCCGAGGACAAGCUCUUGUGGGGGCUCGAGUGGUGGGGGACGUGACCGAUAAGGCCUUUGUGCUGGUCGAAGGCUCGUUGGGCCUGCCGCCUACGCUGUGCGUGGCGCGAACGCUGUGUACAGUGGAGGACGGCCGAGUGAUCGUCGAGGUGUGCAAUGCAUCCACGGACGAAUACUGGAUUCGAAAGGGGACAGUCGUUGCGAGCACGUCCGUGAUCCCCGAGUCUGCUUUCGAGCCGGCAACGGCGGCGCUUGGUGGAACGGUGCCCGCUGAAAGCGAUGGGUCGAGCGGGGCGAGUGCGAUGUCCGUGUCGGAAAAGUGUGAGGAAGGUGUCGGCAAGAAGGUGAAGGCCUCAAAGCCCGACAUUCCGCCCGACAAGUCGGAC